UAUUUAGAGCGAGCAAGCGCGAGCCCGACGCUGACUUUGGUUGAUUUCACGGCCACAGGUGUCGCUGUUAAGAAGCAUUUCUGAAAGUUACAAAUAGUCCCUUUAAGUGGUCUUCACUUUUCUCCGACAGUCCCUGAAGGCAGCACCCGCUCAACAAAAACAUCACUACCCAGAAUCCUCUCCCGCCUGUUGGCGCAUGCGCAGUCCGCUCUCCGGCCCAGAAGGCGUUGGUUGGUUGGCGGUUGGUGUUCCGUCCGAGGAUGCGUCGCACUCCGGCAGCAUCAGUACCAGCUCACUAAAACACACUAACCGGGUUCACGGAGCACAAAUACCGGCGGUGUUAACUAACGGCUCUAGCGGCGCCGGAGCUUCGGUUGGGAGCGGCAGGAUGGGGGACCAGAAGGACUCUCUGCGUAAGAUCACCCACACGCUGGCCAUGAAGAAUGAGGAGAUUUCAAACUUCGUCUGCGCUCUCAAACAGAGCCUCGACAAUUUAGAGGCGAACUCAGGCAGAGUCCAGGAGGACCUGGAGUCUGAGUUCACCUCCCUCCACUCUGUUCUGGACGAGAUGAAGGAAAAGAUGGUGACGCGCAUCAAACAGGAGAGAGCCAGCCGCACAUAUGAACUACAGAGUCAGCUGAGUGCCGGCUCCAAAGCCCUGGAGAGUUCAGAGGAGCUGCUGGAGCUGGCCAAUCAGACGCUCUGCUCCUCUGAGACGGACGGUUUCAAUCAGGCGGCCAAAGACAUUAAGGAUAGUGUGACAAUGGCUCCAGCCUUUCGCCUCUCCCUAAAGGCUAAAGCCGGUGACAUCAUGAGUCACUUGAUGGUGGAUUUCAGCCAGGAGAGGGAGAUGUUGCAGGGCCUCAAGUUUCUCCCAGUCCCCGCCACUCCUGAGAUCCAGCUCUCAGAGUGCCAGGUGUGCGACAACACAGUGAAUGUAGUUUGGACCUUACCGGAGCCCGACAGCAAGAUAGACCACUACAUACUGGAGCAUCGACGCACGAACCACGAGGGUCCGCCGCGAAUCAGAGAGGAUUACCCCUGGAUGGUGUUGGAGGGGAUACGAGAGCAGGAGCACACACUCACCGGCCUGCGCUUUGACACCCGGUACUUGACGUUCAGAGUGAAAGCGUGUAACAAGGCCGUGGCAGGAGAGUUCUCGGAGCCGGUUACACUAGAAACCCAUGCCUUCACCUUCAAACUGGACUCUGGUUCGUCCCACCAGAACCUGAAGGUGGAGGACAUGAGUGUGGAGUGGGACAGCUGUGGAGGAAAGAUUCAGGACAUUCGCAAGGAAAAGACCCGAACCAACUCCCCGAUGCACUCUCCAGCCAGAUCAGCCCUGAUGUCACCUAAGAGAGCGCCGACAGCCCGGCCCGGCAGAGACAGAUUUACAGCAGAGUCCUACACGGUGCUGGCUGACACCAUGAUCGACGCUGGCCAGCAGUACUGGGAGGUGAAGUUCGACAAGGAGAGCAAAGCCUUCGCCGUGGGCGUCGCCCUGCGGAGCCUGGGAAAAUUCGACCAGUUGGGGAAAAGCAGCGCUUCCUGGUGCAUCCACCUGAACAACUGGCUGCAGCAGAGCCUCACAGCCAAGCACAACAACAAGGCUCGAGCACUGGACUGUGCCAUCCCAAACAGUAUAGGGGUCUACGUCAACUAUGACGAAGGUGUUCUGUCUUUCUACAACUCCAAAACUAAACAGCUGAUGCAUACAUUCAAAACCAAGUUCCAGCAUCCAGUUGUACCAGCUUUCAUGGUGUGGAACGGCAGUUUUUCAGUCGUGACGGGCCUGCAGGUUCCCAGCGUGGUGCAGAGCGGCCAGAGGAAGAACAGCGGCACCAGCAGCUCCAACGCCAGCCUCACCUAAGACGCAUCCACUCGGCCAGCUGGACACCUCCCAG
Sebastes umbrosus (honeycomb rockfish) is the source of this 1904-nucleotide messenger RNA. It is a transcript of the gene fsd1, whose product is annotated as fibronectin type III and SPRY domain containing 1. Lineage: Eukaryota; Metazoa; Chordata; Actinopteri; Perciformes; Sebastidae. The record is from RefSeq and is a predicted model, not a curated record. Bases 197 to 1870 code for a protein of 557 amino acids. Gene Ontology annotation, molecular function: protein binding. The transcript has 13 exons.